Leguminivora glycinivorella is the source of this 4495-nucleotide messenger RNA. Its product is annotated as adenylate cyclase type 6-like. Gene Ontology annotation, molecular function: adenylate cyclase activity. Gene Ontology annotation, cellular component: plasma membrane. Bases 1 to 3999 code for a protein of 1332 amino acids. The transcript has 30 exons. The record is from RefSeq and is a predicted model, not a curated record. NCBI's taxonomy places the organism in Eukaryota, Metazoa, Arthropoda, Insecta, Lepidoptera, Tortricidae. Gene Ontology annotation, biological process: adenylate cyclase-inhibiting G protein-coupled receptor signaling pathway; cAMP biosynthetic process; adenylate cyclase-activating G protein-coupled receptor signaling pathway.
AUGAGAGGCGCUCCGCGGCCGCCGCUGCGCAUCUCUGCGCGGCGCGCCGCGCGACGACUCCGGUCGCUCGACACCCGCGCCCGCGCACCGCUCCUCCCCCUCCCCCGCGGGCACACCCGCCCCGAAGAAGUCCAACUGGGAAGUGAUAGAACACUUCUCCAAGACCAAGAAGAGUCCUACAGCGGUGGAAUCAGAAAAUGGCGCCUCGCCGGCUCUGCCCUAUGUCCGGCGGGCCGGCCGGACGUCGACGCCACACCGCUACUCGGAGAUGACACCACCGUGAACCUAUACUCACUAGGCUCGCCCUCAGACGAGCCGGAGGGGUGCGGGGCGGGGUGCAUAAGCACCCUCCCCCCGCCUGUAGCCGCGCUAUGUGCGCCACGGCGUUUCCACAACCUACACGUGGAGAUGCUAUACCAACGCUACUUCCUCCGCAUGAACCAAACCAACAUGACACACCUCCUGGGUCUGCUACUAGCCGUAUCCAUGGCGCUGAUGCUGUGCCACAUCCGAGGGUUGCUGCUGGCACAAGAGCAGUUAGCUGAGGAGUUGGCACUAGCUGACAGCAGCUACACAACGCUAAUAGCCGACCUGGACUACUACUACGACUCGAUACUACGCACGACGACGGAGCCGUACGGCGUGAACGCUUCAAGCUCGCUGCGCCGGCUGCACUACGAAUACCGGCGCAACGCGCACGCCGCUAACGUCGGCGUGCUUGGAGUGUCUGCUCUCGUCUAUGCUUGCCUGCUGCUCUGCCUAAGCCGGCCGGCGAUGAACGAGAUCUACCUCCUGACCAUCUCGUAUGUCGUCCUUGCGACCUUCCUACUGAUUGAGCUGGCAGCCGUCGGCACCUCUUGCGUCAGAUCAAUGAGCAUCGGCGCCGGCGCUUGCGUGCUCUUCACCUACUUGACGUACGCGACGUUGCCAGUCCGCCUGCACGAGGCGAGCGUGGCCGGAAUCCUGCUGGCCGUUGUCAACCUAGCUGGCAACCUGUACCUGGCCCGCAACAGCGACUUGCAGAUGUACUGCAACCUGGUCGUGUUGAUGGCAUGCAACGUCGCCGGCGUGAUGACGCACCAGCCUCGAGAGCUGGCGCAACGUCGCGCUUUCUUGGAGACCAGAGACUGCGUGGAAGCGCGCCUGGUGACGCAGCGGGAGAACCAACAGCAGGAACGCCUCCUGCUGUCAGUGCUGCCGCGUCACGUUGCCAUGGAGAUGAAGGCCGACAUCGCGAGCCAGCCGCGCCAGGAGCAGUUCCACAAGAUCUACAUCCAGCGAUAUGAGAACGUGAGCAUCCUGUUCGCUGACAUCUGCGGGUUCACCUCCCUCUCGGACCAGUGCACCGCUGAGGAGCUGGUGCGGCUGCUGAAUGAGCUCUUCGCCAGAUUCGACCGGCUAGCCGCAGAGCACCACUGCCUCCGCAUCAAGCUGCUUGGUGACUGCUACUAUUGCGUGUCUGGGCUGCCGGAGGCGCGCGACGACCACGCCAAGUGCUGCGUCGAGAUGGGACUUGACAUGAUCGACGCUAUUGCGUUGGUGCGAGAAGUGAUGGCGGUGAAUGUGAACAUGCGCGUGGGCAUCCACACCGGGCGCGUUCACUGCGUCGUACUCGGCCUCCGCAAGUGGCAGUUUGAUGUCUGGUCCAAUGACGUCACACUCGCCAACUACAUGGAGAGCGGCGGCGUUGCUGGACGAGUCCACAUCACCAAGGAGACCCUUCAGUGCCUCGGCACCGACUAUAAGGUGGAACCAGGCCACGGAGACCAGAGAAACGCAUACCUCAAGGACCACAACAUCGAGACGUACCUCAUUGUGCCGGAUGACACCAGCCGAGUGGACAAGAAACCCCAGAACACAUUCUCUUUGAACGGCAACGUGUCCAAGGAAAUGAGGGUGAUGGGCCACGGAUCGCAGCACGGCAAGAAUUCCGCCAAGGUCGAGCAAGGCAGCGAGUUUAAGAAGCCAGAAGAUGAAGUGAACGAUUACCUAAUGAAGGCGAUUGAUGCGCGCUCCAUCGACAGACUGCGCGCCGAGCACUGCCGCCCGUUCACUCUCACCUUCCGGGACCACAAGCUGGAGACCAAGUACACGGCAGAGCGAGACAGGAUGCUGAAGGUGUACUUCGUAUGCUCUCUGGUGGUGUAUGCCGCGGUGACCUUGGUCCAGCUGCUGGCCUUCGACGUUGAUGGAGGGGGCAUUGCGACCGUGGUCGUCUGCGGGUCGGUCGUUCUGCUCAUCAUCUACCUGGUCUUGGCUGCGAGCUUCGAGCACACCAACGCUCACCUGCGUUCAUUCUCCCUGAAGAUCCACUCCAACCGGACUCUUGCGCAAGGCAUGUCAUUCGCACUGCUGGGUACCCUACUCCUACAGAUUCAGGUGUUGAUGGCACUGAAUAACGGUGGACCAUCGCCGCAGGAGGUAGAUGGCGUUGUUACCUACUGCCCAUACUCCAUGAAUGAGCACUACCUGCAGCUCACGCUCCUGGCGAUGUUCCUGUGCGCGGCGCACCAGGUCCUCAUCAGCUCAGUGAAGACUCUCCUGCUACUGCUGGCCACGGGCGCCUAUGUCACCAUGACACUGCUGGAGCUGUCGCGCCCAGCUGAUGUUGUCUGGCAAUGCGUCUCGCCGACCGGGCAGUGGACGAGCGUGGUGGUCGCCAUCGGCGCCGCCAUCGCCCUCAUGCUGCACGCGCAGCAGACUGAGAGCACCUACCGGCUGGACUUCAUCUGGAAACUGCAAGCCACUGAUGAGAAGGAAGACAUGGAACACCUGGAAGCGUACAACCGCAAGCUGCUCGCCAACAUCCUGCCCGAGCACGUCGCGCAACACUUCCUCUGCAGCGACAAGAACAUCGAUGAGCUGUACCACGAGCAGUGCGAAUCCGUCUGCGUAAUGUUCGCGUCCAUCCCCAACUUCUCCGAGUUCUACGUGGAGCUUGAGGGCAACAACGAGGGCGUGGAGUGCCUCCGGCUGCUGAACGAGAUCAUCGCCGACUUCGACGAGAUCCUGGCCGAGGAGCAGUUCAAGUACAUCGAGAAGAUUAAGAGCACCGGCGCCACGUACAUGGCGGCUUCAGGCCUAACAGCAACCACCCGCGACCUCCGCGGCUACCGCCACGUGACAGCGAUGGCGGACUACGCUCUGCGCCUGCGCGAGCAGCUCCAGUACGUCAACGAGCACAGCUUCAACAGCUUCCGCAUCAGGAUCGGCAUCAACAUCGGGCCGGUGGUGGCAGGGGUGAUUGGAGCCAGGAAGCCGCAGUAUGAUAUCUGGGGGAACGCCGUCAAUGUCGCGUCCCGGAUGGACUCAACGGGACUCUUGGACCAUAUCCAGGUGACUGAGGAGGUGUAUGACAUCCUGGCGUCGCGAGGGUACAGGCUGCGGUGCCGGGGCACGGUCGAUGUCAAGGGGAAGGGCAACAUGGUGACUUACUUCCUAGAGGGCGUUGGGGAGACCAUUCCGAACGGCAUCGCGGAUAUUUACAACAACCCAACUCCGUCGACGUCCCACGAGUUGGAGGUGCGACCAUCGCCGGCGGACCACAAGCCCUUGGAGACGUUAUCGGAAGAGCAUCGCGAAGAUGUGUCUCCACGAGCAUCCAUCCCUACUGAGAACGACUCAGCCACCACACAGAGCCCUCGUCUAGCGGCGUCGCGAGAGUCUCUCGCCGGCGCCGUGCGAGCCCGCGUGAGGAAGAGACUGGAGCGGCCAGCGUCACUGGCUGAAUGCCCGACGCUACCCGUCCUUCUCUCCGUCCUGCAGGCUAGGGCUCACUCAACGGACGUCCGCCUCCCCACGUCCCACAGCAGCGGCGACAUUGAAGCCCUGAUUCAGCCGCGGCGCUCCGCCAGCCUCGCUGACUUCGUGCGCCGCAAGCCAAGGGUCAACAUCAUCGAGAACCCGAUGGUCGUCAGCCCACUGCCGAACGAUACGCCCAGCCCGGAUAGUCCGGCUACAGCUGAUAAUGUCAUACUUACUGUGGCCCAGACACACUAGGAAUAAACUUUGAAAUUACACAAAGAGGCUGGAACUCUGCCAGCCUUAGAAUCGGUGCGCCGCAAGGAUGAGAACCCAAUGCUUGCGCUUAGCAUACGUAAAUGGCUUUGGUUUUUAUAAGCUGAAAUGAUCGCCUGCUUAUUAGUGCAAGUUUGGCAAAACUACUUGGUAAAAUUUGUGGAACUUGCACUGAAAUCUUAGCGAUGAUUUCAAUGUUUACAAAACGAAGUUAUGUAUACUAGGCGUAGAGAUAUGCGUAUGAAGACACGAUCGGUAGACAACUAAGAAGUGAGCUUUGUUUGGUCACUCCGAUGCGGAGCUAUAGACACAUUGGAUUUGACUUCUGAACACGCUAGCUUUUAGUCUUUUUAAAGAUAUUUGACCAGAAUUUACUUUGUACUCUUUUAAUGUAACUUGUCUUUACUCGAAAACUGUGGCUGUAGACAUGAGAAUUCAGAGAUCAUAAUUAGAAAUAUAGAAGCGCUGCACGGUUAGC